AUGACGUCCAAGAUUCGUAGCGCGUGGAGGACGAAAGCUACUACCUAUUGCAGACAAGCAACAGAAGAAUUUAAGAAGCUUGCGCCAAACAAAAAAUGGCUGAAGAUAUUGAAACUCAAGUUGGAGGAGGUUCGCAUCAAAUUACAAGCCAUUGAAGAGACCAGUAUGAAUGAAACGACCACCAGUGGGGACGGUGAGGAUGAAAAGUACGAGGAGUACGAUGAAAAAAUCCUCUGUUGCAUUGCCGACAUUGAAGAGGAGUGUCAACCAGACCCGCAACAAGCGCAGCAACAACAAAUGGGUGGUGCUGGCGGCAGUGGAGCGGCGAUGGGCGGUGCGGGUGCGACCAGCAGCAGCUCAUAUUACUUUCCCAGGAUGAAGUUGAGGGAGUUUUCUGGCGAGUUGACUGAAUGGCUGGGGUUUUGGGAUUCAUUCAAGAUUGUACAUGAUGACAAGGGAUUGGACGAUGUGAGAAAGUUCCAGUUCCUACUGGGGUGCAUGGUACCAGGGUCCAAGGCAAAGAAGGUUGUGGAAUCCUACCCAAUGAAUGCUGCUAAUUAUGCAGGCGGUGGAGGCCCUGAGAUCAAACUUUGGCAAAGAGAAACUGCUGCAACUUUAGGAGUUACCACACAGCAGGCGUCAAUAUUUCUGUAUGCCAUUGUGGAAUCAUGCUUAUCAGAAGAUGUGCUAACAGCCUGGCAAAGAUCGUCCGAUUUUGGUAGGGAUGGGAGCAAGGAGCGACCACCAAAGACCGAUAUGGAUUAUUUGAUGGAUUUCCUGCAAAGAGAAGUGGAGAAUGAAGUGCAGCGAAACAUGGCCAGGUCAGGAUAUGGUGAAACGAGUGCAACACCAAAGUCGUCGAGUGGAAAAGGGCACCAUCGUGAAAGGAGAGACAGUCCAAGUACGGCAGCGAAUCUCUUCGGUGGUGCAGUCCAUGACGGAAAGCAGCAGUGUUUGUUCUGUAAAAAGGGUCAUCCUUCUUCAAAGUGUUGGAAGGCGCAGAGAAUGAGCCUAGAAGAAAGGCAACAUUUGGUUCGUAAUUGCGGUGUUUGUUUUUGUUGUCUUCAGGGUGGACAUUUGGCAAAGUCGUGCAAAGCUGGGGUCCAGUGUUCUCUGUGCACAAAGAGGGGUCAUCUCGCGCUGAUGUGUAGGCUCGGGAGUGACAAGAAGACUGAUGAGGGGCCUGAUGCUAAUGUGGCAGCCCAUAUGGUCAGUCAAUCUGUGACGAAGGAUGUGCAACUUUAUACCCUCAACGUGAAACUGAGGGGAAAGCGAGGCAAUGUGAAUGCGAGACUCUUAUUCGAUAGCGGAUGUCAAAGGAGCUAUAUUAAGAAGUCAACUGUGGCCAAAUUGGGAAUCAGUGCUGUGGGGCGAGAAGAAUUUCGCAAGGCGCUGUUUGGUGGUCAAGUAACUGAGGUCAAGUCACAUAAUCGGUAUAAGCUUGAAUUACUGAAUGUUGAUGGACAGAGACCGAUGUCAUUGGAACUUCUUGAGGAGGACACGAUAUGUGCAAAGAUUGGUCGUGUCCCACCAGGCCCAUGGAUUGCGGAGCUGGCCAAGAAGAAGGUCACAGUUGGGGACGUGGGUCAUGGUUCGGCUGAAAUUAAUUUGCUGAUAGGUGGGGAUCAAUUUGGACAGCUACUCACCAACAAAGUUAUUCAGUUGGAGUGCGGUUUGACGGCGAUAGAGACAAGUCUUGGGUGGACAGUCGGUGGUCGUGUGCCUGUGGUGAGUGAGUCAAGUGCAAUGGUGGUAACUUGUCUUUCUGUGAAUGAGCUACAGGUUAGUCAAUUGUGGGACCUGGAUGCUAUUUGGAUACGUGAUGAUCCCUGUCGUAAAACAAAAGCAGAAUGUGAAGAAGUGGCGAAACAACACUUUCAAGAGAAUGUCACGAAAGAUGAUGAUGGGCGUUACUGUGUCGCUCUGCCUUGGAAAAAUGGGGAGCAGAAGAUGUCGUCCAAUCGUGUCGUGGCGGAGAAAAGGUUGGAGUCGGCGCUAAAUUAUCCCCUCCCGUCAUAA
Messenger RNA from Folsomia candida, 2019 nucleotides. RefSeq lists its product as uncharacterized. The record is from RefSeq and is a predicted model, not a curated record. Bases 1 to 2019 code for a protein of 672 amino acids. NCBI's taxonomy places the organism in Eukaryota, Metazoa, Arthropoda, Collembola, Entomobryomorpha, Isotomidae. The transcript has 2 exons. Gene Ontology annotation, molecular function: zinc ion binding; nucleic acid binding.